Messenger RNA from Mercurialis annua (annual mercury), 972 nucleotides. Its product is annotated as protein LURP-one-related 5-like. The record is from RefSeq and is a predicted model, not a curated record. NCBI's taxonomy places the organism in Eukaryota, Viridiplantae, Streptophyta, Magnoliopsida, Malpighiales, Euphorbiaceae. Bases 163 to 816 code for a protein of 217 amino acids. The transcript is spliced from 2 exons.
CAACGACAAUAAAAAAAAUAGGCCCCAAACAAUUUGCAAAAACAGCACCCACUUUCUAUCUACUUCUUUUUCUAAUUCAAAAUAAAGCUUUCAAACAAAAACCAAAUCAGAUUCUCUUAAAAAAGAAAACAUAGCUGCUUAAUAGUGAAGAAUAAGUUAAUAAUGAGCGGAGCAAUAAUUGUGGAUGAGAAAUUCUGCUUCAAAGUGGAAACAGAGCUUACAGUACACAAGACGUCUGUUUUCUUUCCCGGAGAUGCCUUCCUUGUCUAUAAUUCCGAUGGCCAAAUCGUUUUCCGGUUUGAUUCUUACGGUUCUGAUUCCGAGUCUAAGGAUGAACUCGUUCUCAUGGAUGCUACCGGCAAAUGUCUCCUCUCCCUCCUUCGUAAGAAGCCAAGUCUUCAUCAACGGUGGGACGGGUAUCUAGGUGAGAUUAAAGAAGACAAUCAUCAAGACCCAGUGUUUAAAGCAUCAAGAUCAAGCAUCAUCGGACGGUCAAAUUUAAUGGUGCAUGUAUUUGGCGAUCCAGGUGAUGAGUACCAAAUAGAAGGCAGUUACGCCAGGCGACGCUGCGUAAUGUACAAUACAUCUUUGGAUUCUUUAUCAAAAGAUUGUGUGGCUGAGAUUAAAAGAAAAGUUGACCCUACAACUAAUGUGAUGCUAAGCAAGGAUGUAUUUUGGCUUUGUGUUAAACCAGGGGUUGAUUCUGCUUUUGCAAUGGGAUUAGUUCUGGUGCUUGAUCAGAUCUACGGUGAUAAUGAUGAUUCUGAUCAGCCAGAUGUAGAUCUUACCUCAGAGGACGUUUCUUCUUCUACUUGAUUUCUAGUUCUUUCAUGUAAUUUUGCAUUGCUUUACUUGAAAUUUUAUUUAUUUAUUUUAUUGUGAGUGUCAUUGUUUUUAGAGAUAAAUAUUGAUAAAUCCCCUCAUAUUAAGUUGUAAUUUUAAAAAAAGAAACUUACUAAUUGUUUUUUCUCA